This is a messenger RNA of Symsagittifera roscoffensis, 2097 nucleotides long. RefSeq names its product regulation of nuclear pre-mRNA domain-containing protein 2-like. NCBI's taxonomy places the organism in Eukaryota, Metazoa, Xenacoelomorpha, Acoela, Convolutidae. The transcript has a single exon. Gene Ontology annotation, molecular function: RNA polymerase II complex binding. The record is from RefSeq and is a predicted model, not a curated record. Gene Ontology annotation, biological process: mRNA 3'-end processing. The coding region runs from base 112 to 1896 and encodes 594 amino acids.
UGUAUGAGCUCGCUUCUGCCAUUUAUCUCCAAGGGUUGGUAUAAUCGUUUCUUUUGCUGAAACAGGCUCACGCGAUUGUUUGUUAUCUCUUUUUUCAAUAAACAGUCAGUUAUGGAAAGCUACAUUGAACAGAGUAAGUUCAAAAAGAAAUUCAAUAGCCUAGAUGAUAGCCAAGAUAUGAUACAAAAUGCUGCCCGAUGGAUACUUAGUAACAGUACUGCCAGCAGCUGUUCAGAAAUUGUAUCCCUCUGGCUCGAAUCUUUCGGAGACGCGAUCAGUGACAAAAAACGAUUAAAUAUGCUCUUUGUUGCUAAUGACGUCAUUCAAAAUUCCAAGCGACACAAAAUUCCACAAUUCGUGACUGAGUUUGCCAAAGUUCUCAACCAAGCAUUCUCUGUCUGUCGUAAAAGCACCCUCUGUUCAAGCCUUGGACAUAUUGUUGAUAUUUGGGAAGAUCGCGGCGUUUACAGGCGAGAGUUUUGCGCGGGUUUGAGGGGAAUAAUUGGCUACAACAGAUAUGAGAUUGAUUCAAAAUCGAAAAAAAGGAAAAAAUUAAUAAGCAAGCCAGUUAUGCAAGUCAGGCCGAUGCCCAAAAAAGUGUCUUCUGACGAAGCGGACGGUGUCAAAUUUUUGCGUGAUAUCUUUUUCGAAUUGCCAACGACCACCGCUGUGUUAAAAAAAUGCUCAAAACGUAAAAAGCAGUUGACAAAACAACAUAUCAGAAUCACUACAGCCAGUAACCUGAUUGAUCGAUUAACAUCAUACGGAGCGUCGAAUGAUACGGUUAAGCAACUAUUCAAAACAGCUGAUGACAUGAAAUGUCAAAUUGAGCUCUCAGAAAAAAACAUGGAGCAAGUUGUUAAAACAUUGGCUAAAAAAAUUAAAUAUGAUAGUUACGCAAUUAAAUGUUUGAGCAGAGCAGAUUUUUAUUUCAAAGAUCAAUAUCAAAAAAGAAAAGCGCUGAAAUUGUUUGUCGCGAAAUCAUCAAUCACACCUUUAAAGCUACAAGUUUGGGCAAAGGCUAAGAAAGCUAUGUUAAACUCGCAAUAUUCAUACCCAAUGGUGUUUAAUACCGAUAAAACUAAAGGUUUUUCGUCGAAAAACGAUUCGAAUGUUUACAUGGAAUCUGUAUCCGACUCUUCAGAGACUGAAGAAGAAUAUUCACCUCCUAGGAUAGAUGCAAUGUGCUCUCCUCCGCCUUUGUCCCGAGGCAUAACUAUACCAAACGAUUCUUCGACCAUAGAUGUGACUCCAAAAGGCGACGUGAGAGAUGAUAUGGUAGCUUACGAUAUAGAAAGUUACGGGACACCAUUGUCAUCUUGCAACGAAGGCUUCUCGUCGAUGCGAAAAACAUUUAUGACAGCAAUGCAAAUUCCGGAGCGGAAAGACGUAGUUUCUUGUGUUAUCUCCUCGGUAGCAUGUGCCAACACGGAUACGUUUUUCAAGAGCAAAAGUCCAUCUGCGGUCCAGGCAGUGGAUUGCACGACUCCAGUUAAACAGAUGUUCUCAAUCCCCAAAUUACCAAAAGCUCUACUCUCACCUUCACAGCCAGUCAACCCAUUUAUCAAUCAGGCAAUGUCUGCUUUCAUUUUGCCUGGUAUUGCAGGGAAGCAGUCGCUAUCCAACUCACCGAUCAUGCCAACUGCGCCUCCAAUUCCUUUUCCACCACCUUCAACUUUUCACCCCUCCCAAUUCCCUAUUAAUUUCCUAACCCCACCGCCAAUACAGUCAGCUGUUAACCCUUUUGCGACCGAUGCGAUAUCACUCCCGCCUAAUUUGAAACAAGCAGAUAUAAUGAGUGAUUCGGAGAACCACAUGGUAAACAUCAAUGCAGAUGUUCAUGCUGCUCUCAAUUCUCUACUUUCUUCGAAUACAUCUGAUCUAACCCAAGUUUAACGACGAUUAACAAUACACUAACUCUUCAAUGCGGUCCCCUUCUUUCUCAGCUGCGAGACCAACCAGAUGCAGACAAAGCUGAAGUAGUUAACUCAAAACUCCUUUAUUGUCUAAUAGAUAUAAACUUUCGGCGUUGUUUGUUUUACAAUUAACUAGAAAAUAUUUAUAUUGGUCGAUAAAGCAAGUGGAAAUCAAUAAGGA